GAGCCGUCGGACGUUAGGACGUUUCUCGCUCUCGUCGUGACGACUUACUAACGGCGUAAUCAUGGUGGCGACUUCGCCUCGGGUGGACGAGCUCGUGCAGUCGGUCAGCAUGCAUAAUCCGCGCAAAUGGAUGUUCAACGGCUACAUCAUGCCGUUCGUGAUAAUGCAGUCCUUGUGGAUCAGCUGCUGGAUCUUCGUCUACGGCAUCGACGACUACUACGACGCGGGCCUGGUCGGCAUCGCGGCUAUCGGCAUGCUGCAGAUCCUCCUGUGUCUGUGCUGUCAAUGGUCCGUGCACAUCCAUACGUUCGUUAACUGCAGCUCGGAAAAAAAUCCUUACAAAGCCAAGAUAGUCAAGGUAGUGCCAACACCGAAUAAUGGAAGCACCGAGCUGAUCAAGCUGCAUCACAAGGAUCAACAGGAGCCAUGGUUCAUCUUUCAAAAGACCAAGUAUCUUUGGGACUCGUCAAAGAAGUCAUUCAUAGGUCUGCAGUUUCCCACUAAUCAUUCAGUCAAGUAUUACUGCGACUGGAAAGGAUAUCUCGAUGAAGAGGAAAUUGCAAUGGCUGAGGAGAAAUAUGGCAAAAACAUCUUGAACAUGAUCGUGCCUGAAUUCUGGGAACUCUUCAAGGAGCGCGCGAUCGCGCCGUUCUUCGUCUUUCAAGUCUUCUGCGUGGCGCUCUGGUGCUUGGAUAAGUACUGGUAUUACAGCAUCUUCACGCUGAUCAUGCUCAUCAUGUUCGAGUGCACGCUAGUGCAGCAACAGUUGAGGAACAUGGCCGAGAUUCGCAAAAUGGGCAACAAGCCGUACAUGAUCAUGGUGUACAGAAAUAGGCGAUGGCGCUUGUUAUUUUCAGAUCAGCUGGUGCCUGGAGACAUCGUUUCCAUCACGAGGCCUCGUCAGGAUAAUCUGGUGCCAUGUGACAUGCUGCUGUUGCGAGGUCCUUGCGUGGUCGACGAGAGCAUGCUGACAGGUGAAUCUGUUCCGCAAAUGAAGGAGCCCAUAGAAGACAUGGAUGGAAAUCGAAUUCUGGACAUCGAAGGUGACGACAAGCUGCAUGUGCUCUUCGGUGGCACGAGGGUCGUACAGCAUACGCCUCCCAGCAAGAACACUCCCGGUCUUCGAGCGGCCGACAACGGAUGUAUCGCUUAUGUGCUGCGCACUGGCUUCUCCACGUCGCAAGGCAAACUCUUGAGGACGAUAUUGUUCGGUGUUAAACGAGUCACGGCCAACAACCUCGAGACCUUUGGCUUCAUCUUGUUCUUGCUGAUCUUCGCGGUCGCCGCUGCCGUGUACGUCUGGAUAAAAGGCAGCGAGGAUCCCACAAGAAACAAGUACAAACUGUUCUUGGAAUGCACACUGAUAUUAACUUCCGUGAUACCACCGGAACUGCCGAUAGAAUUGUCACUGGCUGUUAAUGCGUCUCUGAUGGCUCUGUCCAAGUUAGGUGUCUUCUGUACCGAACCCUUCCGGAUCCCCUUCGCCGGCAAGGUCGAUAUUUGCUGCUUCGACAAGACUGGUACACUCACCAGCGAUAACCUGGUGGUCGAGGGUAUCGCGGGAAUCGACGGUAACUCGGACGUGAUUCAACUCUCGGAUGCACCUCUGGAGAGCGUUCAAGUACUAGCCACGUGCCAUUCCCUCGUCCAGUUAGACGAUGGCAUCGUCGGUGACCCAUUGGAAAAAGCCACUCUCAAGGCCAUCAACUGGUGUCUUACGAAAAGUGACUCUGUGAUCCCGAAGAAGGGCAAAUCCCCGGUGUUGAAGAUCGUGCAGAGAUACCAUUUCUCGCCGGCUUUGAAGAGAAUGAGCGUUGUGGUCGGAUAUAACGUUUCCGGAGCUUCAGAGACGCAUUACAUGACUACGGUGAAAGGCGCGCCGGAGACCCUGAAGCACAUGUUAUCCUCCAUACCGAAAAACUACGAGUCCACAUACCUGUCCCUCUCACGUCGUGGCGCGAGGGUGCUCGCUUUGGGAUACCGGAAGCUCCCUGGCACAUUAUCCUCCCAGGACCUGAGGGAGUUGACUCGCGAGAAGCUGGAGAACAAUCUCACGUUUGCAGGCUUCGUCAUUAUCAGUUGCCCCCUCAAACCCGACUCGAAGGCCGUCAUUAAGGAGAUCGUCAAUUCCUCGCAUUCGGUGGUGAUGAUAACUGGCGAUAAUCCGCUGACGGCUUGUCACGUGAGCCGCGAGCUGCACUUCACGAAGAAGCCCAACACGCUCAUAUUGAGCGAGGAUGGCGACGAAUGGCAAUGGGAAAAUAUAGACAAAACGAAGCAGCUUCCUCUGUGCACGAGCAACGUCGCGCCGCGCAAGGAGAUCUGGCACGAUUACGCGCUCUGUGUGACUGGCGAGGGUUUAGCAUAUCUGAAGGAGAAGCAACACGAGCUCCUUCGGAAGUUGCUGCCGCACAUCGUGAUCUUCGCGCGAUGCGCACCGAAGCAGAAGGAAUUCAUCAUCGUAUCCCUGCGAUCUCUCGGCUACACGACGUUGAUGUGCGGAGAUGGAACGAACGACGUCGGUGCCUUGAAGCACGCGCAAGUGGGUGUCGCGAUCCUCUCCAGUCCACCCAGAAAGAUGCUUCCCGACAAGCGGGAAGAUUCGCGGAACGACAUGUCGCUUAUAAACGGGCCGAGAGCGAAUUCGAAAACACCGUUGGUAAACACUCGCACGAAGCUGCAGAAGAUCCUGAAGGAUAUCGAGAACGAGUCGCAGGAGAUGCCCACGACCGUGAAGCUCGGCGACGCCUCCAUCGCGGCGCCCUUUACCAGCAAGAUGUCCUCCAUCCAAUGCAUCUGCCACGUGAUCAAGCAAGGACGUUGCACCUUGGUCACCACCCUGCAGAUGUUCAAGAUCUUGGCGUUGAACGCGCUGAUACUCGCCUACAGUCAGUCGGUGCUGUAUUUGGACGGGAUCAAGUUCAGUGACAUGCAGGCGACUCUUCAGGGUGUGCUAUUGGCGGCGUGUUUCCUCUUCAUCUCGCGCUCGAAACCCCUAAAGACUCUGUCGCACCAGAGACCGCUGCCAAAUAUCUUUAAUCUUUACACCAUCGCGACCGUGUUACUGCAGUUCACUGUGCACUUCGUCAGCCUCGUUUACUUGGUGAGAGAGGCCACCGCUUUGUCUUCUCAGACGGACCACAAAUUGGCAGCCAUGUUGCAUGGCAAUUCCAGCGAAAAACUGGAUUCAGCGGCUGCGGCUAUGCAUUCAGCUAGCAGCGACGAUGAGGAGCCUUUUGAGAAGAAUUUAAUAAACAGCACUGUAUAUAUAAUCGCGAUGUCUCUUCAGGUUUCCACCUUUGCCAUUAAUUAUCGGGGUCUGCCAUUCAUGGAGAGUCUGCGACAGAACAAGGCUCUAAUGAUAAGCUUGUUAAGCAACUCCAUCGUCAUUCUGUUGCUGGCCUGUGGAUUUCUGCCCGACAUGGCGAUGCACUUUGAGAUCGUGGACUUUCCAAGCCAGUUCCGUGCGACGCUGGUGCAGGUAUUAAUCGCGGAUUUUGCUUUCGCUUACAUCGUCGACAGAGUCUGCCUGUGGUUGUUCGGUGAGGGAAGGCAACACAAGCUGUGAUGAAACUAUCUUUAAUCGAUGACAGACUGUAUCAAAGAUUUUUCUAUGUAACUUUUGUUACUGGUCUUGUUCCACGUUAAGGGCUGACAAUUUUUAUAUUUAAGGAUCGAUGAUAUUCCUGUGAAUAACACGUACACUUGUUCGUGCAUGCAAAAACAAACAUACAUGUACAAAACACACACACACACAAACACACAAACGCAUACACAUACGAUAUACACGACUUAUUGUCCGCAAUCGCAUUUGAUAUUUCACAUCGGAGAGAUCAGAAUACUUUUUGUUUCGUAUACGAGGCGAAGAGAAAUAUGAUGCGGAAAAUAUAAAUGUGCGCAGAACGGUUUUACGAUCGGCCACCUCGAUCGGCUCGCCUAAAGGAUGGAAAAUUGCUCACUCUUCAUCAACAUUGUCAACCUCUUCUCCGUGGAACAAGAGACUGCGCUCUAAAACGGUCGCUAUUUAUUGUCGAUGUUGACACUGUGUACGGUAAUAAUUGCCAAAUCAGUAUUUGCCUUGGCAUAUUAGCGUAUCUAACGACGACGGCGCGGAAAAUAUAUUCUUUGGUCACUCGACUCGGACGAAAAUCCCCGUCGGCCAUCCGUUGGUCUUAUUUUCCCGGGAAUUUAAUAAUCCUGUCAGCGUAUCGACAACGAAUAUUAGUCUCAUGAAGCAGCACUCGAAAGAGCAGAAGGAGAGAAGGAGAAAGAGAGGGAGGGGAGACGCGUGUAUUCGUGUAUAUAAAAUGUAGAUGACGAAUUUCGUUUCACGAUGCGACGUUCGCAUACAGAUUCUCACGUAUGGCAAACGUCGCAUCACGACAGCUUGUACGCGACCACCGCUUGGUGCGAAUCGCGUACAAGUGGAACCGCGUCAUUUCGCAGCGACGACGAUGCGGCAACGAUCCUACAUUUGUUCACGAUGUGCGAUUGUGCGAACCACUUUUCUAAUCGUUUAUCCGACUCUUCACGACUCUGUGUGCGUACAUAUCCAGCAGUUUCAUACGUUUCAACAAUUGCAUUCCACUUCGACGGCGUCGAUCGCCAACGGUACGGGACACACCUUCGCGGCACACAUCUCGCCUUUGCCGGAUGAAAUCUACCUGUAGAGUUGUGUUUUACUUGUGAUUUUCGUUACGUGCGUGUGCGUUCGGUUGCACCGGUCGAUUCUGGUCUCUGUCCCUCGCGGUCACGCACAGCCUGUUGGGUGAUCCGCGCUCGAAGGGACGUUGAUUUGUCCUCGUAUCUUAGGUCAUUGUGAACGUGUACUUGGUCAUUAAUUGUAUAGUUAAAUAUUAUAUUGUACAUUUAUAAGGAUGACUAAUAAAACGUUCAGAAUGAUGAUCGAAAGCCGA
Molecule: messenger RNA, 4916 nt
Organism: Harpegnathos saltator (Jerdon's jumping ant)
Lineage: Eukaryota; Metazoa; Arthropoda; Insecta; Hymenoptera; Formicidae
Product: manganese-transporting ATPase 13A1
Exons: 18
Coding region: 62-3568 (1168 amino acids)
Biological process (GO): transmembrane transport; intracellular calcium ion homeostasis
Cellular component (GO): endoplasmic reticulum membrane
Molecular function (GO): ATP hydrolysis activity; ATPase-coupled monoatomic cation transmembrane transporter activity; P-type ion transporter activity
Source: RefSeq, a predicted model, not a curated record